AUGCCGCUAAUGAGCACGACACAAGCUGAGUCUCCCUGCGCCCAGCCCAUCGUUGGAGUCUCGAACUGGGCCCGCGACAUCCACGCGGAGAUCGAGAGCACGGCUCCGUUUCCGUCCAACGUCUUGAUCUGCGGCCCGACCGGCACCGGCAAGGAGCUCGUCGCCCAAGAGAUCCAUCGCCGCAGCCCUCGCGCCAGCGGCCCCUUCGUGGCGGUCAACUGCGCGGCGGUUGCGCCUUCGCUCUUUGAGAGCCAGCUCUUCGGUCACGUGAAGGGGUCGUUCACCGGCGCCGACUCAGACGCGACGGGCUACUUCCGCGCCGCGGACGGCGGCACCCUGUUCCUGGACGAGAUCGGCGAACUGGACCUGGCGCUGCAAGCCAAGCUCUUGCGUGUGCUGCAAGAAGGCGCCGUGACGCCGGUCGGUGGGCACGGAGCGAUGCCGGUCGACGUCCGAAUCGUGGCGGCCACCAACCGUGAGUUGAUCGACGAAGCGGCUGCGGGCCGGUUCCGCGAGGACCUGUUCUACCGCCUCGCCGUGGCCGUGCUGCGGACCGUCCCGCUGGCCGAAAGGCCCGAGGACAUCCACCUGAUCUCCCAGUUCUUGAUCUCGAAGCUGUGCCACGGCGCGCGGAUGCCGUUCAAGCCGCUGUCGUCCGAGGCCGAGGCGCGGCUCAUCGGCCACGGCUGGCCGGGCAACGUGCGGGAACUGCAGAACGUCCUCGAACGCGCCCUGAUGCGAGCCAAAGGCCCGUUAGUGCAAGCCGAAGACAUCGUUCUUGACCGGGGGCCCACCACCCCUUCGCCGCAGCGCGAUUCCGCCGCGGCGGCCGACGAGCCGAGUGACACGGGCCUGGUGCUGCGGCAGGCGAUGCAGGCGGGCGGUGGUUGGCCGACCAUGAAGCAGUUCGAACGCUACGUGUUGGAGAUGACGCUGGCGCGAACCGAGUUCAACCAGACCGAAGCCGCACGCGUUCUCGAGAUGACCCGCGGCUCGCUGUACCGUCGCCUCAAAGAGCAUCGCAUCGACCGAAAGCGACCCCGUGACGCCCGUCGCAACCGCGAGACAAGUGUCGCGGUUGCCGGUUUCAGCCGACUCGCUGCGCGCUCGCCGGCAAGCGCAUCAACGCCGCUAGCGCGCUCGCCUCGGGGCGCGGCGCGCGCUGGCGGACGCUCGGAAGUGGCCGAGGACGAGUCGCUGCGGUCGUUCGGUUUUUUUAAUCGCUUGCCUCGCAACACCUUGCGUCGCUCUGCCCGGGAAUCGCGGCGCGUUUUGGCGCCCCUCGUGCAAAGAAGGGUUGCCAGUGCAGCAAACGCGGCCGCCCGAAAGUCGGAGCGGCGAACUCGACACGAGAUGAGCCACCGUGAAGGACCUCGCCUUCCAACUCCGAACCCACCGCCACCUGGUGGUGGUAAGCCCGUCGGCCUCGACCGGCGAACGGCUGUCGGAGGUCCGACGCGACCGCGGCGAAAGCCUCACCUGGACCAACCGCGGGACCACGGCGUUGCGGCUUGUCCCGAGCCACCACGACUCGGUUUGGCUCAUCGGCGAGACGCUAACCGACAUGCCGGGGCAGCAACUGCUCGAACUGCUGCACGCGAUCGAACCGGCGCUCGACGCGAGGGUGGUCCUCGACUGGGCGUCCGUCGCUCUUUUGGCGGCGACAACCACGCGGCCCGGCUCGCAAACGGUCCCCGCGCCAAGCUGCUGAUCCUCAUCAAGACAACCAGUCCGCCUCGGAUUCAUUCCCGGAGAAGCCUCAUGCACGCCACGGCCAGUCCUUCGACCCCGCUCGUCGACGACCUCUACGACAGCGAGCUUCUCGAGUUCGAUCACACCGACGCCGGCAAGACCGACCGACGUCGAGUCCUCAUGCCAACCGGCCGCGACAGCAACGCGAAACGCGCCCGCUACCGCGCCAUGGCCUCUUACCGCAAACGCAACGGCUCCAAUCCGGGCCGCCGCCGAGACUGCCGACGCGGCGCCGCCAGACUCAUGAAGACCAACAUCACGCUGCUCGCUUCGUUCGUUGUUCUGGCCGUCGCCACCCAAGCCGCUACCGCACAGUUUGUCACCUUCAACGACCGUGCGGCCUUCAUCGCGGCUCUCGACUCAACGCUGAUCAAUGACGACCUUAACCGGUACGCUCCCAGCGACAUCGACUUCGAGAACACCUCGGUCAAUACCGUUAGUGCAGGCAAUCCGCUGAUGGGCUUCGACGUGAGCCACGUCGGCGAUGAAAUCACGACUCAAUUCGUGAACGGCUCCCUGACCAACAGUGCAAAUACUGGCAAUGCCACUCCGGACAUGCAGUUCUUGCUCGACCUGGCCGGCGUUACGGGGGCGUUCGGUUCUGCGAGUAAUGUGGCAGACACCGCCACGAUCACCAACCAGACGGCGACCGUCAAUGCAUUCGGAUUUGACACCUUCGGAUUUAACGAUCAAGGGCAGAGCUUCCUCGUGGACCCAGGAACGCUCGGCGUCGAGAUGGGUGUGACGACAACCGUUGUGGAUUCCGCCGGCAACUCAGCCGACUUCACCGUGGCCGCAAGCGACCCCUUCUUUGGGGUCAUUGCCUUCACCGGCGGAGCAACGAUUGACACGAUUACCUUGUCUGCCAACACCACCUUCGCGAGCUCCGGUACCGAGUUCAUCGCUCUGGACAACUUCGUCGGCGGGACGUCGAGUGUGCCCGACGAAGCAGGGACUGCCGAUCGUCAGGACCUCGGCAUGCCCCGUCGGCUCGGCUUGGCGGCGUGGCGGCGUCGGCUACGAAACCGCCGACGCGCCGGCUUCGGCGACCGUGUGGUCGUUCUCGACCGUGCUGCCGCUGACGCCGAUCGCGCCGAUCACUUCGCCCGAGCCGUCCUUGAUCGGCACGCCGCCGGGGAACGUGAUCAGGCCGCCGUUGCUGUGCUCGAUGCCGUACAGCGGGCCGCCCGGCUGCGAGAGCUCGCCGAUCGCGCCGGUCGGCAUGUCGAAGUAGCGGGCGGUGCGGGCCUUGAUCUGCGAGAUGUCGAUCGAGCCCUGCCAGGCGCCGUCCUCCUUGGCGAACGCGGUCAGGUUGCCGCCGGCGUCGACCACGGCGAUGUCCAUCAACGUCCCGAUCUCCUGCGACUUCUUGAUCGCGGCGGCGACGACGGCUUGGGCUUGCUCGAGCGUGAUCCCAACGGCAGGCUUGAAGGGUCGAUACUGUACAAAAGUAUGGUAUCGGUCGACUGGCUCUUUCUCGACAUGAACGCCUUCUUCGCUUCGGCGGAGCAGCAGAUGCGUCCGGAGCUGCGGGGGCGGCCGGUCGCCGUCGUGCCGACCGAGACCGACCGCACGUGCUGCAUCGCGGCGAGUUACGAGGCGCGGGCGUGGGGCGUGAAGACCGGCACCAACGUCGGCCAGGCCCGGCGGCAGUGCCCGGGCCUAGUGCUCGUGAAAGGUCGGCACGAGGACUACGUCCGGAUCCAUCACCAGAUCCUCGCCGCGGUUGAGACGGUGCUGCCGAUCCACAAGGUCUGCUCGGUCGACGAGAUGGUCUGCCCGCUCGCGCCGCCCGACCGGCCCGUGCCGCAAGCGCGACUGGUGGCGGAGCGCGUGAAACGAGCGAUCGCCCGCGACGUCGGGCCUUACCUGCGGUGCUCGAUCGGAUUGGCGCCCAACCGCUUUCUGGCGAAGGUCGCGAGCAACCUGCAGAAACCAGACGGCCUGUCGGUCAUCACACGCGAGGAGCUGCCGCACCGGCUGCACCGGCUCGACCUGGAAGACCUGCACGGUAUCGGUCGGAACAUGCGGCGGCGGCUCGAAAGCCACGGCGUGCGGAACACGCGGCAGCUCUGUGCGUUGUCGCGUGACGCGAUGGUCGAUGUCUGGGAGAGCGUCGUCGGGGCGCAGUGGUGGCACUGGCUGCGGGGCGAGGAGACGGCCGAGCGGCUCGACGUCCGCCGGUCGGUCAGCCACUCGCACGUGCUGCCGCCGGCGCAGCGGACGCCCGACGGCGCCCGCGCCGUGAUGGUGCGGCUGCUGCACAAGGCGGCCGCCCGGCUGCGGCGGCUGGAGCACGUGGCGUCGCGGAUCGAGUUCUCGGUCGGCUUCGCCGACGGCCGGCCGAAGUGGCGGGCCCGGUCGCCGCUCGCACGGACGAGCGACACGCCGACGAUGCUGCGCGUGCUGGACGAGGCGUGGCGACGCAACCCACCCGAGGGGAGGCCGAUCAAGCCGUCGGUCUGGUUGACCCGGCUGACGCCGGCGACGCAGACGCCGCGGUCGCUGUUCCCCGAGGAGCAGACCGCCCGGCGGGCCGCCGAGACGAUGGACGCGGUGAACGCCCAGUUCGGGCCGAACUCGAUGUACUUCGCUUCGAUGCACACGACCCGCGAGGCGGCGCCACUGCGGAUCGCGUUCACGAACAUCCCGGACGUCAAGGCGGAGAUGGCGCCGAAUCCGCCGGCUGCCGCCCGCGGCUUGGGCCCCACGCCGCGAUGGCACGGCGGUUGCUUCUAUUGUCCUGCGGAGAAGGUGAUCCUCGCCGUGGCAAAGCAGAUGGUUUUUGAGGACGACGCCCGCAAGCCGCUCGCGGCGGGGGUCGAGAAACUGGCCCGCGCCGUGAAGAGCACGCUCGGCCCGCGCGGCCGCAACGCGGUGCUCGACAAGGGCUGGGGCUCGCCGAAGGUCACCAAGGACGGCGUCACCGUCGCCGAGGACAUCGACCUGGACGACCCGUACGAGAACCUCGGCGCGCAGCUCGUCAAGGAAGCCGCCAGCAAGACGAACGACGUCGCCGGCGACGGCACGACGACCGCGACCGUGCUAGCCGAAGGCAUCUUCCGCGAGGGCUUGAAGAUGCUCGCCGCGGGCGCCGACCCGAUGGCUCUGAGCCGCGGCAUCAACAAGGCGGUCGAGGCGGUCAGCGCGGCGGUGCUGAAGCUCGCCGACCCGAUCGAGGUGAAGGACAAGAAGUCGCUGCAGCACAUCGCGACGAUCGCCGGCAACAACGACCCGUCGAUCGGCUCGGUCUUGGCCGACGCGUUCGGCAAGGUCGGCAAGGACGGCGUCAUCACCGUCGAAGAGGGCCGCGGCUCCGAGACGACCGUCGAAGUCGUCGAGGGCAUGCAAUUCGACCGCGGCUACCUGUCGCCGCACUUCGUCACCGACGAAGACGACAUGGAAGCGGUCCUCGAGAACGCUCAAAUCCUGAUCUUCGAAGAGAAGAUCUCCAGCGCGAAGUUGCUCGUCCCGCUUCUCGAGGCGGUCAGCAAGAGCGGCAAGCCGCUGUUGAUCAUCGCCGAGGACGUCGAGGGCGAGGCGCUCGCGACGCUCGUCGUGAACAAACUCCGCGGCAUCGUCCAGGUCUGCGCCGUGAAGGCGCCGGGCUACGGCGACCGCCGCAAGGCGAUGCUGGGCGACAUUGCGACGCUCACCGGCGGGUCGGCGAUCUUCAAGGACCUCGGCAUCAAGCUCGACGGCGUCCAGCUGACCGACCUCGGCAAGGCGAAGAAGGUCAUCGUUGAGUCGGGCAACACGACGAUCGUCGGCGGCGCCGGCGCGAAGGACGCGAUCCUCGGCCGCGCCGACCAGAUCCGCGCCGAGAUCGAGACGACCGACUCGGACUACGACCGCGAGAAGCUCCAAGAGCGGCUCGCGAAGAUCGCCGGCGGCGUGGCGCAGAUCAAGGUCGGCGCCUCGACCGAGUCGGAGAUGAAGGAACGCAAGGACCUGUUCGACGACGCCCGCGCCGCGACGCACGCGGCGCUCGAAGAGGGGGUCGUCCCCGGCGGCGGCGUCGCUUUGCUCCGCAGCGAGAAGGCGCUCGCGAAGCUCGACCUGGAAGGCGACGAGAAGCUCGGCGCCAACAUCGUCGAGAACGUCCUCUCGUACCCGCUCGCCUGCAUUGCGGAGAACGCGGGCGUCGACGGCGAGGUGGUGGUAAACCGCGUCCGCAAGCUCAAAGGCAAGACCGAGGGCUACAACGCGGACAAGGACGACUACGUCGACCUCGUCUCGGCCGGCGUCAUCGACCCGGCGAAGGUCGUCCGCACCUCGCUGCAGAACGCGGCCAGCGUCGCGGCCCUGCUGCUCACCACCGAGUCGCUCGUCGCUGACAUCCCGGUCGAGGAAGAAGAGGCCGCCGGCGGCCACGACCACGACCACGGCAUGGGCGGAAUGGGCGGCGGCAUGCCGGGCAUGGGUGGAAUGGGCGGCAUGGGAACCCAAUCCAUGGCCAAAGGCAUCAACCUCCGUCCGCUGGACGACCGCGUCGUUGUUCACCCGCUCGAGGCGGAAGAAGUCACUUCCGGCGGCAUCGUGCUGCCCGACUCGGCGCGUGAGAAGCCGCAGCGUGGCAAGGUCGUCGCCGUCGGCGCCGGCAAGCUGCUCGACUCGGGCGAGCGCGGCGCGCUGUCUGUCGCGGUCGGCGACGAGGUGAUCUACGGCAAGUACGGCGGCUCCGAAGUGGAAGUCGGCGGCGAGGAGUACAAGAUCCUCCGCGAGAGCGACCUGCUCGCGAAGGAGCCACUCAUGGCCAAACAACUCAUGUUCGACGACGCCGCGCGGGCGAAGGUGAUCGCCGGCGUCGACAAGCUCGCGGACGCGGUGGCGGUGACGAUGGGCCCCACCGGCCGCAACGUGAUCAUCAACAAGUCGUUCGGCGGGCCGACCGUCACGAAGGACGGCGUCACGGUCUCCAAGGAGGUCGAGCUCGAGGACCCGUUCGAGAACAUGGGCGCGAAGCUCGUGCACGAGGUCGCUGAUAAGACGAGCAAGUUCGCCGGCGACGGCACGACGACCGCCACGGUGCUCGCCCGCGCGAUCCUCAAGGAGGGCGCCCGCAACAUCGUCGCGGGCAGCAACCCGACCGCCGUGCGUCGCGGCAUCGACAAGGCGGCCGCCGCCGUGUGCGAGCAGCUCGACUCGGCGUCGAAGAAGGUCAGCAGCAAGGAAGAGAUCGCCCAGGUCGGCGCCAUCAGCGCGAACAACGACCGCGUGAUCGGCGACCUCCUGGCCGACGCGAUGGAGAAGGUCGGCAAGGACGGCGUCAUCACCGUCGAAGAGGGCAAGACGACCGACACGACGCUCGAGUUCGUCGAGGGCAUGCAGUUCGACAAGGGUUACCUGUCGCCCUACUUCAUCACCGACCAAGGCGCGAUGGAGGCGGUCCUCGACGACGCCUACCUGCUGAUCCACGAGAAGAAGAUCAGCAAUCUCCGCGAGCUGCUGCCGGUGCUCGAGGCCGUGAGCCAGAAGGGCAAGCCGCUGUUGAUCAUCGCCGAGGACGUCGAGGGCGAAGCCCUGGCGGCGCUCGUGGUGAACAAGCUCCGCGGCGUGCUCAACGUCGCCGCGGUGAAGGCGCCCGGCUUCGGUGACCGCCGCAAGGCGAUGCUCGGCGACAUCGCGACGCUCACCGGCGGCACGCUGAUCUCCGAGGACCUCGGUGUGAAGCUCGAGAGCGUCACGCUGGAGCACCUCGGCCGCGCGAAGAAGGUCACGGCCGACAAGGACGCGACGACCCUCGUCCAGGGCGCCGGCUCAUCGGCCGACGUCCAGAAGCGGAUCGAGCAGAUCCGCAAGUCGAUCGAGUCGUCCACCAGCGACUACGACAAGGAGAAGCUCCAAGAGCGGCUCGCGAAGCUCACCGGCGGCGUGGCGAUCAUCUCGGUCGGCGCCUCGAGCGAGGCCGACAUGAAGCAGAAGAAGGCCCGCGUCGAAGACGCGCUGCACGCCACGCGGGCGGCCGUCGAGGAGGGCAUCCUCCCGGGCGGCGGCGUCGCGUUGCUCCGCACCAAGGAGGCGGUCGAGGCGGCUCGCUCGUCGGCCAAGGGCGACGAGAAGAUCGGCGUCGACAUCGUCUUGGGCGUGCUCGACGCCCCGAUCAAGCAGAUCGCCGGCAACGGCGGCCUGUCGGGCAGCGUCAUCGCCGACGAGGUGGCCCAGAAGGGCAAGAACACCGGCUACGACGCCAACGCGGGCGAGUACGUCGACAUGUUCAAGGCGGGCGUCAUCGACCCGGCGAAGGUCGUCAAGACGGCUAUCACCAACGCCGCGUCGAUCGCCGGCCUGCUGCUGACGACCGAGGCGCUCGUCACGAACUUCGACGCCAAGGACGACGACAAGAAGGCCGUGGUCGGCAGCAUCCGCUGCGCGUGGCCCGGUUCGCAUAGGCUGAAGGAGUCGAUCGUGCCAAAGGAUGACGACGAAGAACGCAAAGCUGUACUCGGUUAUCGCGCCGUCAUCCUGGGUGCCUUGAUCACGGGCGCAUGCACUGUUACUGCCGCGGGAAUCAGGUGGCUGCCUGACAAGCUGAUUGAUUUCAUUCGCCCGGCAGAGAUCGCGACUCAAUACGUAGCUCUGCGACCGGUGGUCGACACCGCAUUCGCUGAGAGUUCCGCAAUUCGCGAAAUCGCACCGGAGAAGUACGUCUGGCGAGAAAGCCAAGAAACGCGAGUUCGCGUGCCUAUCGGCCACACGUCGAUUUGCAAGUGUAUCGUCAACGUACGUAAUCUCGGCGAGUUCCCGCUACACCUGCAGCAUGUGGAGUUUGAAAUAGGAACAAGCAGCUGGAGGGUCUAUUCGGAAGGCGGCGAAAGUACUGCUCCAGUUGCACUCGAUAGCACCACCUACACAACAUGCAACGUUGGCUCCGGCGAACGCGACAUUCUACUAAUCGGCAACAUCGACCUACUGAUCCCUGCGGGAUCGAAUCGCGAACUGCCUCUCCUGUUUUGGUCCAACGAAGUCCGUGACGGUCGGAUACUGCACGUUUUUGGUCGAGUCGUCUUGCUCACUCAUGACGGGCGGGAGAUCGACGCAGGAUUCGUUGACCUAACGAUCCACCCGGAGAACCAGCCAACGGCUAACCGAAAAGGUGGGUGA
Molecule: messenger RNA, 8856 nt
Organism: Cladocopium goreaui
Lineage: Eukaryota; Dinophyceae; Suessiales; Symbiodiniaceae
Source: the annotation of a GenBank genome assembly